AUGCGGUUUUCACUGAUAUCGCUUCUUCUGGGCGCAUCAUGUCUCGCACAUGCCCACUCGCCCGCUGUGACUACCUACGCUCCUCUGCCUUCAACUGCUGUCGGUCCUCCAGUUAAUGCUGAGGGAUACCGCGUGCAAUCGCUUGGAGGAGGAGCAUACAUGCUCAGCGAUGGUACAUAUCAAUCCUUGUUCUUCGUCACCCCCAAAAGUGUCAUCAUGGUCGAUGCACCACCGACUACUGGAGAAAACAUCUUUGCCGCAAUUCAAUCGGUGACACACCUGCCAAUCUCGCAUCUUGUCUACAGCCACUACCAUGCUGAUCACAUUGGAGGGGCAUAUCUUUUGGCCAAGAAAGGCGUCAAGAUUAUUGCGCAUGAAUUGACGGAGUACGAACUCACUAUUACACCUGAUCCAAACCGGCCACUGCCUCAUGUCACUUUCAAGGACUCCUACACCCUGCAUGUGGACAACCAGACUAUUCAGCUGGAUUACCACGGACCUGUCCAUGCUCCCGGCAACCUUUUCAUCUACGCGCCAAAGCAAAAGGUUCUCAUGCUCAUCGACCUUGUCUUCCCUGGCUGGGCACCAUUUGCAAACCUAGCAGAAGCUCAAAACGCCGCCAUGUUCAUCAAAGCACACGACUUGAUUCUGAAGUAUGAUUUCAAAUACUACAUCGGAGGCCACGUUACCCGCAUCGGAGAUCGCAAAGACGUCCUUAUUCAGCAGGAAUACGUACACGACCUGUACAACAAUGCCCGCACGGCAAUUCUCCUCAGCAACAGCCCUCCCAACGCAACGAACCCGCUGUCAUUUAAUACCAUUCUUGACCCCAUCCAGCAGGCAAAUCCAAACAACACAUGGGCAGCGUUUUCCGGAUAUAUCGAUACUCUUACAGACUAUUGUGCUAACGUGACGACUGAAAAGUGGUUGGGUAAGCUGGGAGCGGUAGACGUGUACACGCGUUCUCACUGCGAAACUUUGGUGGAAUCAUCUCGCAUCGACUUUGGCUAUCUGGGCCCCUUUGGUGUGCAUGAGGGUUAA
Molecule: messenger RNA, 1041 nt
Organism: Trichoderma virens Gv29-8
Lineage: Eukaryota; Fungi; Ascomycota; Sordariomycetes; Hypocreales; Hypocreaceae
Exons: 1
Coding region: 1-1041 (346 amino acids)
Source: RefSeq, a predicted model, not a curated record